Lactuca virosa is the source of this 1702-nucleotide messenger RNA. NCBI's taxonomy places the organism in Eukaryota, Viridiplantae, Streptophyta, Magnoliopsida, Asterales, Asteraceae. The record is from the annotation of a GenBank genome assembly.
CAACUAAAACGGCUUCUUGUAGAGCGAUGCACAACUGCCACCCGUUAACCAGAGAAAGAGAGAGAAAUCCAAAGAAAACAAUUCCUUCUCACACGCAGGCUUAGGCUUUCUUUCUCUCUCUAAAAAGAAAAUACUAAUACACCUCACAACAGCUUUUUCCACAUCCCCUAUGCUCUUGCUCUAAUCUUUCUACAUUUCUUUCUUUUUUCCAUUUGGGUUUUUGUUUCUAUUCCCAAAUCAAAUCUUCCCGUUUCUUUGCAACGAUAUAGGGUUGUCUACUUCUCCGGUUUCUCUCACUCUCCACCGAUAAAGAAGAAUCACUCGCCUUCUUCCAUUGAGAUCUUACGGGUGCGAAAAAGUUCAUUCAUUUUUUUUAUUGAUUUGGGUCUACCCUCGAUUGAUUUGAGGGUGAUCUGUUUGUUUAAUCAACUGGGGGGAGUUUUAGAUUUGGAUGACGUCUACUUUAUCAAAAUAUCUCGAUAAAGUUUAUACGAUGGCAGAAGGGGGAUCUCGUUAUUGCUCAAAAAAAUCUGACGAUAUCUGUGGUGAUAUUUGCGAUGAGGAUUCAGGAAAGCCUUCCACCAUGGCAAGAUUACGAUGCAUUCUACGAGGACUCGAGCUCAAAACCAUCAUCUUCCUUUUUGUAAUGGUCCCAAGCAUCAUCCUCGGUUUAUACAUCCACGGACAAAAAGUCUCCUACUUUUUACGACCCUUAUGGGAGUCACCACCAAAACCCUUCCACGAAAUCCCGCACUACUAUCACGAAAACGUAUCAAUGGAAAAUCUCUGCAAACUCCAUGGCUGGGGCACACGAGAGUUCCCAAGGCGUGUAUUUGAUGCAGUAUUAUUCAGUAAUGAAGUCGACCUUUUAACAAUAAGAUGGCACGAAUUAUACCCUUAUGUCACUGAAUUUGUCCUCCUUGAAUCAAACUCCACAUUCACAGGAAUCCCAAAGCCUCUAGUGUUUGCCAGUCAACAAGAUAAGUUCAAAUUCGUGGCCCCACGUUUAACAUAUGGUCAAAUUCCAGGAAGAUUUCAAAAGGGUGAAAACCCUUUUGUUGAAGAAGCAUACCAAAGACUUGCAUUGGAUUUUCUCUUGAAGAAAGCCGGGAUUCAAGAUGAUGACUUGUUGAUCAUGUCAGAUGUUGAUGAGAUUCCGAGUAGACAUACGAUCAAUCUGUUAAGAUGUUGGAGGGCAUCUGUUCAUAGAUAUCAAUCGGGAAAAACAACGUAUGCUCAUUAUCGACAAUCUGACAUAAUGUUGGCGGAUGCAGGGUGGCAUUGUAGCUUUUGUUUUCGCCACAUCAGCGAGUUCAUCUUCAAAAUGAAAGCUUAUAGUCAUGUUGAUAGAGUGAGGUUCAAUAAGUUUUUGAAUCCUACGAGGGUUCAAAAGGUAAUUUGCAAAGGGUCGGAUCUUUUCGAUAUGCUUCCGGAAGAGUACACGUUUAAAGAAAUCAUCGGGAAAAUGGGACCCAUUCCACAUUCGUAUUCAGCUGUUCAUCUUCCUGCACAUCUUAUAGAAAACGCAGAUAAAUACAGAUUUCUUUUACCUGGGAAUUCUUUGAAGUUGAAAGAGGUGGUGUCUUGCAACUUUGACCAAACAAUAGUCAACUCUGAAGAACAGUUGCGUUUAUUUUCAGAAUCUUGGCAUAGUGAUUUGCUGAGUUUUUGGGGGUUGGAGGUUGUGCUUUCAUGGAGAUGA